This is a messenger RNA of Metarhizium album ARSEF 1941, 3720 nucleotides long. RefSeq lists its product as uncharacterized. Lineage: Eukaryota; Fungi; Ascomycota; Sordariomycetes; Hypocreales; Clavicipitaceae. The coding region runs from base 1 to 3720 and encodes 1239 amino acids. The record is from RefSeq and is a predicted model, not a curated record. The transcript has a single exon.
AUGGCGGGCCACGACGCAACGAGAUCGCCGGGCCGCCUCGACUCCCGCUCCGGCCUUCCAGCUCCAGAGAGUCGGGCCGGGUACAGGAAUAGCUACGAUACGGGAGAGUCGAGCCUCAGCGGCGGUCGGCGCGAACUCGCGGCAGGCUCCAGUCCUUCGCCGAGCGACGCCGGCGGCGGCCUGCAAAACCUUGGCCCGGGUCUCCCGCAGGCAGGACACAACAUUCGAGAUUAUCCGCAAAGGGGGGGGAGCACACGGAGAAGAGCGAAAUACAGAUCCGGGGGCGGCUUCUUGCUCCACGACUCAAUCAGUGGUGACAGGCGGCAUGCAAGUCGGGGGUCUGCGAGGGACAGUUCACAAUCGAACGGCAAGGCGCCACAGUCACCACGUACACCGCAGUCCUCACGGUCGAAUAACGGGAAUCUGCGACAACCAGACGAGCGUCCUUCGGGAAGCUCGCGCGAUAGGAGUAGCAUAUCGCCUCAGGGCGCAGAGGGUCGAAGUGGCGGGUCUGCUGACAGGGACGUCGCGAACAAAGGGUCGCGGGAACUUCCGCAGCCACCCUUUUCUUCUGGAGAAGCCCUCGAUGAUGCUGAUUCGACCCGAAUCGUGCAAAUGGCCUUGAAUCUGAGCGAAUCUCGACGCAUGGCCUCGCGACGGAAUGUCCCUCGAAACAGCCCUCCGAGACUCGGCCCAUUGCCUCAGGGCACUCCAGGGAGUAACCUCAGACAGCACUUGCAGCAACAACGGAAGUCUUCAUACAGUAGUUAUCCCCGAUAUCAAAGGACCCAGUCUCCGAGACCCUCUUUUGGGAAAUUCGACUCGAGCUUCGACAGUGGUGGUCAUGAUUCACACCCUGCAUAUCAUUUCUCCUCCUCGACUUUGGCCAGAGCCCAGAAAGCCAAGGAUCAUCUGGAGCUGAUGGCGCAGUACAGAAGGCUUCUCCAUGUUCUGCCCCCUCUAAAGCCUGGGUCUGAGCGGACGGUUUCGAGCCCUCCGGUCUCUCCGGUAGGAAGUAAACCCUUCAAAUUCAGCCUUAGGGACAAUGCGCCCCUCGGGCGGCAGUACAAUCCGCUGCAAUACAUUCGAAAUAGGAAAGUCCGGGCCCGCGAGCGGAAAGUCAUCGAUGGAGAGAGACAGGGGUUUGGCGACGUGCAGUGUGUUAAACCAUGGGUGGACAAAGUGGUUGAGCGAGCGACAUCGUUUGCAGCACAUCCGGAUGAGAACGGGUCUUUCCUGCCCGCUUUUCCUGGAGCGGAUGAUCCGAAUAGCGAACCCUGCCCGGAUAACAGCUCAAGGGCAGCAGCUCGAGUGAGGAGGUCGCGGGUGGACUGGUUCAUUGAGCCCUGUGAUAUAGUAGCCGACGCGUACUGGCUGGAACAAGAGAAUCAUAAGGAACUCAUCGAGGACCGUGCCUGGCGCAAAAUAUUCCCCCCAACCACAAAUACUUCACGGCCCCUGUCUCGCGAAACGGCUGUUGAUGCCCUCGAGGUCAUCCCUCCCUUCUCAAUGCAGGACGAUGCUGCAGUUGGCCCCCCAGUUUCGAGCAUCUCCAAAGUCGACUCAGCAAAGCAAACCAUCCAAAACAUCAGGGCUUUCCCGCAUCGCCAUGGUGGCCCGAUUCACAAUAUCCACCGUGAUCUUGGGUGGCAUCUCAAGGAUUCUAUUUCCGAUAUUUCAAGUAGCGAAAACGAUACCAAGGUCCCAAAGAGGACGUCUGGCGAGGCAAAAAGAAGUGGUGGCGCCGGCACAAUGCUCAAGACGGCCAAAGAUCUUCUUCAGGAGCAGAUGCUCGAGAUGAUCACAAAGGACGCGCGCGACGGAGACUUGUCCGAUGAGGUUUCUGAUCAGGAGCUAGUUGUUCCCCCGACAAGUAUCAAGACACCGGAAAAGAGCCCAUCGUCACAGCCGCCCAGUCGCCUCCACCGCAGUAGCAAGGGCUCAUUGAUCGACACAGGCGGUUCCGAUAGAAAGCCCGUCCUAGACCGAUCCCGCCCGGGCUCUCCACCCCGGCAUGUGCCAGGGAGGCUAAGUCUCGACGGCACAGAAACGCCUCGAAAUUCUUCAGUCGACCAGGGCUCUUCUCUGCCAACCUCUCCCAGCCUCAAGCCUACCCGGGGGAGCACGGAGCUCGCCCUAGGCACCAACCCUUCCUCAGCAUGGAGUCGACCUGGGUCCCCAACGAGGAAUCCCAUUACCAAGAUCAGGCAGAUCAUUCGUGACAACAAGUCCAGUGAACCGGGGCCAGAGCCAAAUGACAGUCAUUACGUGUCUGCCGCAGAACCGGGUUCGCCUUUGGAGAGGCCAAAUUUGCCUGAGAAUCUGCAAUCCAGUCCCUCCCGGACGAUGGCAUCAGAGCCAACACCGUCCGAUGCGACCAAAAUGCACCGUAGGCCGGGAAACACUCGUCUUCGCGCUGAGGACCAAGGGGCUGGGCUUCGUGGCAUGUUCAAAGGCCCGCGAAUCGACACCGUUCUUCGGGGUGGUGUUUCCAAGCUAGGCGAUAUGUUGUGGAAGAGAGACGCGGCGACUGAAUUUCAACCCGACAACGAAACUACGGAUGAUUCGGAGAGCGAGAAGGCUCGCGGUCGGUCUAGGUCAUCUACCGGCGUGUCACGAAGACCCUCCAAACGCGCCACUUCAGGUGUUCAAAGUCAGCCGAAGCAUUUUCUGGAUUCCAUGCCUCAGUUCAGCAACAUGCAAGACCCUAACCACGCACACAGCACGGAUAUCAGCAGAAGUGAUUUGGGCCACUCAGGUUCUACGAAUCGUAGCCGGCAGCAGUCUCGAAUUGACACGCUGCGUCCGCCUCGUUUUGAUCCUCGAAGCGCGUCCUCCUCCUCUGCUCUGCUCGGAGGCCGGUCUGCCAGGGCAGGUGAUUCCGACACCUUGGGAUCGAAGUCGCGACAAGGCAGUGCGCCAGAAGGCGCCGGGGACGCAGGCAGCCGUUUGAAAUGUACGCCUGGCUCGUCCAGACCAGAAGAUGACGGCCGCUCGUUCAGGAGUCGACACUGGUCCAUCGCGGACAAAGCCUGCACGCCCACAGAGCAGACUCGGCUCACUCGUCGCGAGAUUGCCCGCAUGCGAGCGCUACUUCUCAGUACCGGCGUCAAGGCAAUGGAGAUUAACCGCCGGGCACAGGAAGCACCCGGGCCCUUGUGCCCAGACGGCUCAGCAGCCGCGGGUCCAUCGUCAGGCAAGAGCCGCGCAAACAUGGCAUGGGCGGACAUGGCCAAGAUCUGCCCCAGGGUAGUCCAGCAAAGCGGCCGGGAAACCACACACCACGAACUCUACGCACUGGCGGGCCGCGCCCUCGGCACAGCCAUCCAAAACUCUGGCCGACAGUGGCAGGCCUCUGCUGAUCAGUUCGCCCACCGAACAAGCCCUCGGCUCCAGAACCGCAUCGGUGACGUUCGGUCCAGCAUUGCCGACAAUCUCUCCGAACGAAGCCGUCAGGCGGCUGAUUUGGCAGACGAGACGAAUCGUGACCUGGCACUCGGUCAGCCCCUCAAAGUCAAAAUCGUGGUAGACAUUAUCGAGAAGAUGCUCCGCCGACGAAGACGGCGUCUACGAUGGAUCAGGCGAGCGCUCUGGUUGACCGUGGAGUGGAUCCUCGUCGGGUUCAUGUGGUACGUGUGGUUCAUGGUCAUGAUACUCCGAGUGUUCCUGGGCAUGGGCAAGGGCGUGUGGAAUGGUGUCCGAUGGCUUUUGUGGCUCUAA